AGGUCUUCGCUUUGACAGGCUUUGAUCCGUAAGUCCCAUUACACCUGAAUUUUGCCGUUUGUUACCGGAGGCUCCCGGGAAGCACUGAGGAGGUGACCGCUUUCAUCUGCAGGUCUGACAGAGGCCAUGUCCCGCCUGGCGCUGUCGCUGUGCGUCAUCGUCGCUCUCUGGUCGGCAUCCGUCAUCAGCCUGUCAGUUUUCUCGGAUGCUCCUCGAGCUCACAUGCUGCUCCGAUCCCGUCGGGCGAACAGUUUCCUGGAGGAGCUGAAGCCUCCCUCCAAGGAGAGGGAGUGCGUGGAGGAACGAUGUGACUUCGAAGAGGCCAGAGAGAUCUUUCAAACCAGGGAGGCAACGCUGGAGUUCUGGACGGUGUACACAGAUGGGAACCAGUGUCAGUCCAACAUGUGUGUUCAUGGACAAUGUGUGGACCAGUACCAGGACUACCUCUGCCGCUGUAACCCCGGGUACGAGGGAAAGUACUGCGACCAGAAUCAAACAGCCAUGGACUGCUCCACGCACAACGGCGACUGCGACCACGAGUGCACGGAGAGGGAGGACGGCCAGACCAGGGUCUGUAGCUGCGUGGAAGGGUACACGCUGGACCAGAACCACAAGAACUGCACAGCCAAAGGUACUUCAACGUGUGGCCAGCUGCUGAUCAACAGGUCGGACUACAGCGGGCCGGUGGACGGCCUCCUGCCCUGGUUGCUAGGAGGGGAGGUGGGCAAGAAAGGGGAGAGCCCCUGGCAGGUGCUGGUGCUGAACGCCAGAGGGGAGUUUCACUGUGGCGGCGUGCUGAUAGACGAGAACUGGGUCCUGACGGCUGCUCACUGCCUCGACAAGAGCCUGAGAUUCAGCGUGCGACUGGGCGACUACGAGCGUCUCAGGGCCGAGGGCACCGAGGUGCUGCUGAAGGUUGCCAGGGCCUUCAAACACCCCCACUACAACAGCAGGACGGUGGACAACGACAUCGCCCUGCUGCGCCUGCAGACCCCGGCCCCCUUCUCCAAGUACAUCGUGCCCAUCUGCCUGCCGAGCCGCGCCAUGGCGGAGCGGGUGCUGCACCUGAACGGCACCACCACCGUGGUGACCGGCUGGGGCCGGGAUGACAGCGGUAAGUACAGCUCGGCGCUCAACGUCAUCAAGGUCCCGCUGGUCAACCACAGCGUCUGCAGCGACCUGAUGUACCCGCACGUGCUCUCCGACAACGUCCUCUGCGCCGGCAUCCUGGGCAAGAGCACGGACGCCUGCGAGGGCGACAGCGGCGGGCCCAUGGUCACGCUGUACCACCAGACCUGGUUCCUGGUGGGCCUGGUGUCGUGGGGCGAUGGCUGCGGCCUCAAGGACAAGCUGGGCAUCUACACCAAGGUGUCCAACUACAACGACUGGAUCGCCCAGGUGCAGGCAGACUGGGAGAGGGGCCACCACCUCCAAUGACACCCGAACGCCUCGCAGGAGGUCCGACAAGCUUCGUUAGACCCACAGAAACAACCUCGGAACUAGAGAUGUCUCACUCUCCUCAAUAAACCCAUUUACUCUCUC
Molecule: messenger RNA, 1542 nt
Organism: Cololabis saira (Pacific saury)
Lineage: Eukaryota; Metazoa; Chordata; Actinopteri; Beloniformes; Belonidae
Gene: proca
Product: protein C (inactivator of coagulation factors Va and VIIIa), a
Exons: 8
Coding region: 127-1437 (436 amino acids)
Biological process (GO): blood coagulation; proteolysis
Cellular component (GO): extracellular region
Molecular function (GO): serine-type endopeptidase activity; calcium ion binding
Source: RefSeq, a predicted model, not a curated record